This is a messenger RNA of Recurvomyces mirabilis, 2067 nucleotides long. RefSeq lists its product as uncharacterized. The transcript is spliced from 2 exons. Lineage: Eukaryota; Fungi; Ascomycota; Dothideomycetes; Mycosphaerellales; Teratosphaeriaceae. The record is from RefSeq and is a predicted model, not a curated record. Bases 1 to 2067 code for a protein of 688 amino acids. Gene Ontology annotation, molecular function: oxidoreductase activity; copper ion binding.
AUGACGCCGAGAGUGCAAAACAUGGAUCGUCACAGCGAGGAGGAAGAGCACGAGCUCUCUGACCACAGCAGUAUCUCGAAGCGCUCGAGUACUGCUGAGCAAGAGCAAGGCCUUCUGGGUGCUUGGAAGCAGGAGGAAGAUGGGGAAGAUGCUGGCAGCGAGCAAGACUUCAGACGACCGGUGAGAAGACGUCGGUGGCAUUGGACCGUGUGGGCGACCAUUGCUGGAGCGACGUUGUUUGCGGUCCUGAUUGCGGUAGGCUUCGUCUUUGGUCUGCAACACGAUGCAAGAGAGGCAGUUGAGGAGGCCCUGGGAGUGCAUACGAGUGACUACAUACUCAGUCCGCACUGGGACUUCAAUGCCAAACCACAACGGAGAGAAUAUACCUGGACUGUACGCGAUCAGGUCCACAAUCCGGAUGGUGUCUAUCGACCUAUGCUUCUGGUCAACAACCAGUUCCCUGGACCCAUGAUCGAGGUCAACGAAGGCGACACCAUUGUCGUGCAUGUUGAUAACCGAGCUGUCAAUGCAACCUCCAUACAUUGGCAUGGUAUCUACCAGAAUGGCACACCACAUAUGGACGGCACCGUCGGCAUCACGCAGUGCCCUAUUGCGCCGGGCGGGAAGUUCACCUACGAGUUCACCGUGCCCGGACAGAGUGGUACAUAUUGGUGGCAUGGACAUCAGGGCGUACAAUCAUCUGAUGGUAUGCAUGGCCCACUCAUCAUCCACAGCAGGAAGGAAAAAGAGCUCCAGCAGAUCAAAUAUGACUCGGAUCGUGUAAUCAUGGUGUCUGACCACUACCACGAUCUCUCGUCUGCACUUCUAUGGCAAUAUCUGAAGCCGGAUAUGGAGAACACCGAACCAGUACCCGAGAGCGGCUUGAUCAAUGGUCAGAACAUCAGAAGUUGUGAUGAAUAUCCACAUCGUGAGUGUGACAAUAGCACAGCGAAUGUUGGGCAGGCAACCUUCGGACUUCGACCCAAUAGAGCGCACCGCCUACGCAUCAUCAAUGUCGCCGCUUUUGCCGAAUUUCAAUUCCAGAUUGACGAGCAUGAACUUGCCGUGACAGAGGUCGACGGGACGGAUGUUGUUCCCGCCAACUUCCAUAGAAUCAAUAUCAACCCAGCUCAGCGUUACAGUGUUGUCAUCAACACCACUGCUACGACCGCUGACUCUUUCUGGCUCCGCGCACGCAUGAUAACGCAGUGUUUCACCGACGCACCCAAGACCUUGCAGCCUGAUGUUUAUGGCAUAAUCAGGUACUCGAACACGGAAGAACUGCCGACUUCGAUAGACUGGGAGGAGCAGCUCGAAUCUGAGUGCCGCGAUAUGGAUACGAAGGAGCUUGCGCCCGUGGAAGUCAUUCCAGCACCUGCGAAGGAAGAUGCUUUCUUCUACUUUAGGUCGAAUUUCGAGAUUGGAGACUACCGUCUCAGUCGUGGCAUGUUCGACAGUAGCACCUGGAAACCAGAUGCACGAUCCACGACACUUUUGCGCACCAUUGAUGGAUUGGUAGAAAGCAAUAGCUCGUUCGCCGCCUCCAAUACCGCUGAGAACCCUGCAGCUUUCAUCAACGACAUCGCCUUCGACAAGUCGCGUGAGCUAGUGCUCCAGACGACAGGCGUGCAGACUGUAGAUAUCCUCGUCUCCAAUUUCGACGACGGAAAUCAUCCUCUACAUCUACACGGCUACAAAUACUUUGUCCUCGCCCAAGGCCAUGGCUAUCCACCAAUGAAGCAGCCUAUGGAUGGGAUAACACGAGACAACAUCUCACCUCUUUACGAGCACCUUGACCUUAGCAAUCCCUUACGUCGCGACACGGCUUCAGUGGAAGCAUUCGGCUGGAUAUUGCUGCGUCUCGUGGCGGACAAUCCAGGCGCAUGGGCAUUUCACUGUCAUGUCUCUUGGCACACGGAGGCUGGUCUGCUUAUGCAAUUCUUGACACGAACAGAUGAGCUUGCGAAGCUUGAGGUGCCGCAGGCCAAUCGGGAUCUCUGUGCUGCUGAGGGUAUUGAGAAGGGUAUGGGGCCUGAUGACGAGGAAUACUGGGACCUUGCGAAGUGA